AUGCCUCUCCGUGUAGUCGAGCGAAAACGGCGUCUCCCCCUGCAUCAUCGGCCACGCGGCCGUCAGCGGCACCCCUCUGCCCUUGCUGCCCCCUCUACCCCCUCUACCCCCGUCGCUGCCCCCGCCCUUGCUGCCCCCGCCGCCGUCACCGUUGCCGUCGCCGCCAUCGCCGUCGCCGACAUUGCCGUCUCCGCCGUCAUCGCCGCGCAGCGCCUGCGCGAGGACGAGGUCGCCCGCCCAGGCGGCGGCGGUGAGGCGCGCGUACAGGCCCGGGUCGGCGUCGAGGCGGCCGACGAGGGCGGCGAGGGCGGGGCGCGAGAGGACGAUGCCGGUGCCGCCGUGGGCGAAGGGGGUGGAGUCGAUGAAGGUGGGGGAGCCUUUUUUUUUGGAUUGGGUUUGUGUUAG
Messenger RNA from Diplodia corticola, 405 nucleotides. RefSeq lists its product as uncharacterized. The record is from RefSeq and is a predicted model, not a curated record. The transcript has a single exon. NCBI's taxonomy places the organism in Eukaryota, Fungi, Ascomycota, Dothideomycetes, Botryosphaeriales, Botryosphaeriaceae. Bases 1 to 405 code for a protein of 134 amino acids.